Molecule: messenger RNA, 465 nt
Organism: Octodon degus (degu)
Lineage: Eukaryota; Metazoa; Chordata; Mammalia; Rodentia; Octodontidae
Product: prefoldin subunit 4
Exons: 1
Coding region: 6-410 (134 amino acids)
Biological process (GO): protein folding
Cellular component (GO): cytoplasm; prefoldin complex
Source: RefSeq, a predicted model, not a curated record
CCAAGAUGGCGGCCACCAUGAAGAAGGCGGCUGCAGAAGAUGUGAAUGUCACUUUUGAAGAUCAACAAAAGAUAAACAAAUUUGCACGGAACACAAGUAGAAUCACAGAGCUAAAGGAAGAAAUAGAGCUAAAAAAGAAGCAGCUCCAGAAUUUAGAAGAUGCGCGUGAUGACAUCAUGCUCGCAGACGACGACUGCGUAAUGAUCCUGUAUCAGAUCGGCGACGUGUUCAUUAGCCAUUCUCAAGAAGAAACACAGGAAAUGCUAGAAGAAGCAAAGAAAAAUUUGCAAGAAGAAAUCGACGCCUUAGAGUCCAGAGUUGAAUCCAUUCAGCGGGUGUUAGCAGAUUUGAAAGUUCAGUUAUAUGCGAAAUUUGGCAGCAACAUAAACCUUGAAGCUGAUGAAAGUUAAACAUUUUAUAACUCAUUUUUUUAAUUUGUUUAAUAAACUUGAAUAUUGUUUAAAA